Messenger RNA from Gadus morhua (Atlantic cod), 2654 nucleotides. Its product is annotated as zinc finger protein 764. NCBI's taxonomy places the organism in Eukaryota, Metazoa, Chordata, Actinopteri, Gadiformes, Gadidae. Gene Ontology annotation, molecular function: DNA-binding transcription factor activity, RNA polymerase II-specific; RNA polymerase II cis-regulatory region sequence-specific DNA binding. The transcript is spliced from 4 exons. The record is from RefSeq and is a predicted model, not a curated record. The coding region runs from base 855 to 2339 and encodes 494 amino acids. Gene Ontology annotation, biological process: regulation of transcription by RNA polymerase II.
UACUGCCCACACCGACCUGCUAGCUACAGCGAGACGACGGAUCCCCGCUUCAAGUGUGAACGAUAGAAUGAGUAACUAUUUUGUAUUUAUGAAGACUACUGAAGGACUUGCCUCCAUAUGUAUUUUAAAUGGCUACCGGUCACAGUAACUCGCUUUUGUGUGUUAGUCUGACCUGUAGCCAGCGCUAGCUCGAACGACAGAACCCUUGCUACGCUUGGUUGGCUCCCUUGUUGACACGCCUGCUGCAGGUUAGGCAGGUGUUUACAUGCUAUAUAUAUUUAUUUCAAUCCACAACGUCUGUCUAUUGUGGUAGUCUUGUUGGCAUUAAUAUAGAAUGGAUGCGGAAUGUAAAUGCAUCGACUAUCGGGCGAGCUAACUCCAUCUCUGUGGCUAAAGCUGGUGGCUCUGCCAUCAGUGUUGAUAACUGACCUGCGUGCUGCAUUUCUACAGAUGUUAAUGCAUGGUAAGGACACCACACAACUCUAUACAUGUUAAUGCAUGUUUACGGUGCCACAUACCUCAAUAGAUGUUAAUGUGUGGUGAAGACUCCACAUAGCCGUAUAGGUGUUAAUGCAUGGUGUAGACGCAACUCCACAGAUGUGAAUGCAUGGCCAAGACAUCACAUCUGGGGCACUUUGGCGAUGCAUGCGACACAGUAUAUCAUAUUUGAGGUGUGACAGUUGCUAGCUUCUGGUUUCGACGUCUCAUGGCUAUUCGUAAACGACAGGAUUGGUCUACGUUUUGGCAUCGUUCUCGUUGACUGCCACCAUCGAAACCAUUUCCCUUGGAGACCCUCAACUUAAAAACUAGCACCUUUUUUAUUUCUUAUUAAUUAAAAAUCGAAACAAAGAACAAUGGAGUCCGUGAGGACCGCCUUCCAUGCUCAACUGGCCACCGUCAUGGACUCGUUGUUGGCAGCUGCUGUGUGCGAGAUUGCCAAGAUCUUUGAGAGCAGCCUGUGUGAGCAGCAGGCAGAACUGGCACACAAAGGCGAGGAGAUCUCUCUGCUCCGGGGAAAGCUUGAACACGUAGAAAGAAGGCUGAAAGUAAAGGGUGGAGGUUCGGAUGAGGAGGGAGAGACGUCGGCGGGAGAAGGAGAUGGCUACCUGAGGCAGCAGGGUGUGGCAGGUGCAGGACUGUCUUCUGCCAAGGACGUGUCCUCAGACCCAGCCGACGGGCUCGCUCAGAGUCUGCGCCGGCUCAAGGAAGAGGCCACAGGCCAAGACACGGCUUCUGUUAAGCACGAGCAUGCGGGAUCCAGGGCCACCCCAGGGUCUGUGGCCCCCUCGGAGGGGAGCCUCGCUGCUGGGGACCAGAGACACGCGGACCCCCUGUCUGCCAUGCAGGCCAAGGCCAAAUUAUCUCACUGGGACCAGGGUGCCCGUAGCACCGACCACCGGCCCCUCCAGGACCAGACCUCCCCCCCGUUCCUCUCCAUCUCCCAGAGCGGCCGCUGUUCGCCCCGGUCGGACCCCGGCCUCGCCCAGCCCGGGGAGUGGCUGGACGGGGGCCGCGGGGGCGUGUCCGCCAUGGAGACCCUCCAGGCGGAGGGCACGGGGGGCUGCUCCGGCCCGGCCGGCGCCAGCGGCGGGACGGACGCCCCUUGCUUCCGGCCGGGCUUCGGCUCCGACGAGACGAGCAACGAGGAAGAGGAUCCCUCCUUCCCCUUCCUGGACCAGGAGCCCGAGAACCAGAACUCGAACCAGAACCAGCCCCAAGGGCCGGCGGCGGGGCAGCGGGAGAACCGCCAGGACCCGCCCCCGGGAGCCGCCCCCUGGAGGGCCCGGGACGACCGGGGCGCCAGGGGCCCUGUGGCCCCCGUCCGGCGCCCGGCCUCCUUCGCCAGUAGGGACCCCCUCCGACCCCAGUCGAUCGCACAGUCGCACGCACUCCGGCUGCCGCUUGCCCUGGGCCACGCCCCGGCCCCCGGCGGCGGGAACGGGCGGCCCUACACCUGCCCCUACUGCACCAAGUGCUUCACCUACCCGUCGCACCAGCGCCGCCACCUGCUGCGCCACACGGGCGUCCGGCUCCACCCCUGCCAGUUCUGCGACAAGAGCUUCCUGACGCCGUCGGAGCUCACCGUGCACACGCGCACGCACACGGGCGAGCGGCCGUUCGGCUGCGCCCAGUGCGGGAAGCGCUUCGCCCGCAGCGGGAACCUGAGGGCCCACCAGCGGGACGUGCACAUGGGCAAGAGGCCCUUCGCCUGCACCGAGUGCGGCAAGCGCUUCGCCCACCGCGGGAACCUGAGGGUGCACAACCACAGAGUCCACCAGGGGGAGCCCUACUACAUGGACGACCAGCCAGAACCUGAAAUGAGCGCCAAUCCCAUUUGAGAGAUUAAUGUUGUUUUUUGGGGGGUUACUUUGUGAAUUUAUCGGCUUAAACACUUGUGGAUGUGGAUAUUCAAAAUGGGUUUAUUACUUGUUCCAGUGUUUCACUUCCUUUAAAUCAAAAAACGACUGUAUGAGACACAAAAUAAGAGUUUGGUCCUGUUGUGUCCAAACCGGCACGCUUUCAUUUGGUUUCAGACGGCGCUUUUGAAAGGGAUGGCGCACCCUAAUGGUCAAGUUCAUCUCUGCUGAUUUUUUGCAUUUCUCUGCACUGUAAAUGACUUUCGUGACUAGCCAAUAAAGGGAAGUACUACUAUA